Messenger RNA from Linum tenue, 603 nucleotides. The record is from the annotation of a GenBank genome assembly. Lineage: Eukaryota; Viridiplantae; Streptophyta; Magnoliopsida; Malpighiales; Linaceae.
AUGGUUGAUUAUUCGAAUGAAGUGAUGGGAUUGGCAAGGAAGCUGCUUGAAUUGGUUUCUGAAGCAUUGGGAUUGAACUCCGAUUACCUUAACAAUAUAGGUUGCUUGGAAGGUUUGCUGCUUCUGGGUCAUUUCUACCCGGCUUGUCCAGAACCGGAUUUGACAAUAGGAACUAGCAGCCAUUCUGACAGCAGCUUUCUCACUGUGCUUCUCCAAGACCAAAUUGGCGGUCUUCAGGUCUUUUAUGAUGAUCAGUGGGUUGAACUGAAGCCCACAGGGCCACAGCAAAUGCUCUUAUCUUUGGCAAUGGAACAUGCAGUUGAUCGUAACGAGGAAUUCAAAAGCUCUCAACACAGAGUAGUUGCUAAAUCAAUAGGCCCCAGGAUUUCAAUAGCCUGUUUCUUGAGACCGCAGCGGCUUCCUGAGAACUCCUCCCGAGUUUAUGGCCCGCUCAAGGAGCUGAUAUCGGAUGAGAAUCCCCCGGUUUACAGGGAGACUGCCCUGAAGGAAUUCAUUGAACAUUACUAUGCUAAAGGGCUUAAUGGGAUCUCUGCCCUGGAGCAUUUCAGACUCUUGAGUUCCAGGAAGAAGGCGGGUGCAUGA